CUAUAGUAAUGUCUUAUAAAAUGUCUAAAAGUAGUGGAAAAGCUAUAGUAAUGCUUUAUAAAAUAUCUGUAAAUGCUGGAGAAAAUUUACCAAAACUCUACUCUUAAAUUGAAGUGGCUUAAAAAUUUCUGUCUAUAUUUAUUUUGACUUAAUCCGACUCUAAACAAGACUUGCCAAAUCUCUGUAGCUCGGACCCAUUAAUUAUGUAGUCUGUUCAUUGAGUGGCUUGUUCCAAAUCGAGUUUCCAUUUUCUGUUGGCCUCAUAAAGUAUUGAAAUUAAUUAGUACUGACCCAGCUCUUAGAACCAAUUUAGGGCGUGCAUCUCAAGUGACUCAUUUCCGCCCUCACAUGGUCCAACCACUCACAACCCACUCCUCAUGCCGCUUCAGUUUCAGUAUCAAUUACCAUUUCGGUUUCAAUUUCAACUCGAAAUGCACUUGCAGGGCGAUGAAAGUAGUUAGCUCGCAGCGGGAAAUUACGGAAAAUUAUAAACACAAGUACUGAAACAGCGGGUGGAAGUUUGUGUGGCAUGGCAAAAGGUUUUUGUUUCUGAUUCGGUUUCUUUCUUUCUUUUCGGUCGUUUUUUAUUGCUCUUGAUAGACACGUGCCGAAGCAGAACUGCUACAAAUGUUUCCAUGUAAACUAAAACCCACUUUGCACUUUACACUUUUGGUUUCUUGUUAACCUUCUUCUUCGGCCAACUGACUGGUUGUGGGUCUUCGCACUUAGCCAGUUCUUAGAGGACUUAGCACUACACUUUCAAUAUUACAGUCGGUUUCACCUUCUUGGUUUUAGUCUACUCCCGUUUCUUUUAAUCCGUCCGCCUGUCAUCACUUUCUCACAGCUCCGGCGGAGUCAUUGAAGCCCCUGAACUUAGUCGAUCCACUUGGCAUCUAAUUCGUGAGAGCUGCAUUGUUUCCCGCGCAGCUCGUAGACUGAAUUAUCGUAAGACGGCCCAGAGAGCUGGUUCAGUUUAAAGCCAAAUGGGUAACCUCGAUAUUGUCGCUGAUUGGCUUUGCCAGUGAGCUUGCGGGGGCGUAGGUAAUUGCUGGUCUAGAUGAUGUGGGAACUUAAUAUUCAUAGAGCGAGGAAACGACUAAAUUAUAGCCCAAAAACUAAGCGACACUAAACUUGUAGGUGUGGAUGUGGCCAUUACGCUUUAACUUAACUAUUGGUGGGUCAUUAAAAACAUGAUAUUUCCAUAUCUGCUAAUGGAUUGCUCAGAUCGGAGACGAAUCUUAAGAAUUUCAUAACCUUAUUAGACCGCAACUCGCAGUCUAAUAUUAACUUGUUGGUGUUUUGUAAACACUCCAGUUUCACAUCAUCUUCCAGCUAAAACCCACUCACUCUUGUGCUCAUUUCGGUAUAUAUUUCGAGCAACACCAUCUAGGUGUGGAUGGGAAAUCGCUUUCGGAAGUUGGGCAAGACUGCUAGCUGGUUAGUAUGUAUCUGAAUCAUCUGUUAAGCGUUUGCCGCUUGGCUUAAUAUCCCCUCCAUUCUGUCCCAUUGUUAGGCGGUCGCUGAAUUUGGUAACUCGGCCUCAGACUUUUGGCCAUCCAAAUUCAUCAGACUUGAGAAACUCAGUUAGAGGACUGUGAUUGCAUAAAUGCAAGACCCUUACUCAUUAGGGGGGGGUGUUGAUUCUGGUCGAGGAGUCUGCGGUGUCUCAAUGGUCUCAAGUGGUGGCAAUGAACUCGUCGUGGCCUCGAAUUCACCCACAUGGAGAACGCGCUCACCUUUCCCCAGCUUAGACUGUAUCUGCCUUAUCAUUCACGCCUCACGUCAGAGGCAAUUAGCAGUGGAGAGUCUUCACUGGCGACGGAGUUGAAGUUGCUCCACAAUGUCCCCAUCUAGCCGCCCUGCAUCGCACUCUCUCGCCUGCUGCGAUUAUUAAUUUCUUGAUUACGACAGCAGAGGGUAACUCUGGUUUAUGGCGUGCCAUGUAAGCCAAGUUAACGAAGCAGCAAAGCCAAUUAGAUGCAAUCAUUAGGCGGGGCGGCGCAGGGAGUCGUCACAAAUGACAUAGGGAUGGGUCUUUGCCUCCCUUUUUAUUUUUUUCCCUGCGAGAACAAACAAAGACGUUGACUUUGCUCCACUUCCUUAUGCUCCGCAUCAUCCGUGGUUCGACUCCAUGGCCUGCACACGUGGCCUGGUCUUGGACCGAUGCGUUGCUCUCGUGCAGAAGGCGACGCAUUCCAAUGCGGGCGGAGUAAUUGCCGGGGAGCAUUCAAUGGACCCGCUACAUGCCAGGUCCGAGACCGAGUAAAUUGCGAGUUCUGUUGCAGUGCUGCCCGCUAAUUGAGCACCGACAUGGAGUCAUCCGAAGUGGUCAUUGCGUAACUUGGGACUCUAGCGGGCCAGACAGGAUAGAGGCGAUGGCGAUGCAACAAGCAUCCCAUUACCAGCUAAUUUAUGUUGACGUUACUCGGGAAUUAUACAAAUUAAAGUGGGAUCGCCAUGGGUCUUUCACUAUGGUGUUUGCAAAAAGUUCUCUGAAAGAGUAAAGAAAAAUUAUGGAAAUCAACUGAAAUGAAUGUGAGUGUACUUAAGAUUAAACGGUUUAAGAUGUAGAAAUAUAGCUUCACAGUAUAUUAUCUCGGGCUACGGGUAUUAUAACUUAGUGCCAGCCGAAAAUAUAUAUAACCAAGAACCGGGAUAUAAAUUUCCAAUAGUUUUUGAAAAAUUCCUAUACGCCAGGUUUUAGAGAUAUCCCAUCUUUUGAGGUGCUGUAAAGUCAAAAAAUUUCGUUAAGUUAUCAUAAAGUACUAUUCUUUUACUUUAAAAUCAGUUUUUAAAAUUUGGAAAAAUCUUUAUGCAUUGAGUUUAUAUCGUCAUUUUUCCAUAUAUAGAGACUAUAUAUCGGAGACAAAUAUUAAAUUCUAUCGAAAAUGCUUAUUUUUUGACAGUAUAUUGUCAAAUUCGACACCCAAAAAUAUAUGAAAAUAUAUCGAUUCUAGAGACAAGAGCUGAGAUACCAAUAUUAAUUUUUUCAAACUUUACGUUGGCACUUGCAAAUUGCAACUCGACGCGUAAUUAGGCAGAGUUUUCGCACAAAAACUGGAAGGCACACGGCCGGAUCUCAGACGACGCUUCCAAUCGAUAAUCACACACACCGCCAUCCAUACACGCAUCCACCCGUGCACACCCGCCGCCACAAUGGAUCCCAACUGGCAGAACAGUCUGACCGAGAUGAAGGACCGCGGCAAGUAUCUGCUCCACUCGGAGAAGUGGGCCGACUGCCGGUUCCUUGUGGGCUCGGUGCCGAACCAGCGUCUAAUCGCCGGCCACAAGCUGCUGCUGGCCAUGGCCUCGCCGGUGUUUGAACGCAUGUUCUACGGCCAGUUACCGGAAAAGACUGACCCCAUCGUGAUACCGGACGUGCAGCCGAAGGCUUUCGAGGCGAUGCUGGAGUACAUCUACACGGACCGCAUCACCAUCGGCAGCUACAAGGCCUGCGAGCUGGGCUAUGUGGCCAAGAAGUAUAUGCUCCCGCACGUCGUCACGUGUUGCACGCAGUUCCUCUCGGCGGAUCUCAGUCCGAAGAACGCCUGCCGCGCCUACGAGUUCGCCAAGCUGUUCGACGAGCCGCGCCUGAUGCAGAGCAGCAUGGACCUAAUUGCGGACAAUACGCGCGAAGUGCUCUCCGAUCCCAGCUUCCUGGACAUCGAGGUCUCAACCCUGAUAGCCAUUCUCGACCAAAACCGUCUCAAUAUCGACUCUGAGCUGGAUCUGUUCAACUGCCUGCUCAAGUUCGCCAGCGAGCGGGGCAUCCUGAACGAGAGCGACGGCGGGCAGGAGGAUGCCGGCGACCGGGACGGCGAGGCCGGGCUAGCGAAAAAGUCACCCAAUGAUUCUGGCGGACAUGUGAUGGUUGAGGUGAUCAAGAUGGAGCCCGAUGUAGCGGCCAUGGUGCAACACAUGCAUCAGGACGAUGAGGGCGACAGCUUUGAGACGGACGCCGGCAUGGCUUACACUUUCACUUCGGCUGCAGCUAAUGCCGCCGCCGCCACUGUCCCUGCAACUGCCUCUGUCUCUGGCUCGCCGCCCCUGGAUGUGGCAGCCGGCUCCGAUGACCUGGUUAUCAUCGAUAGCGAUGCUUCCGGCGAUGCCGCUGCCAACAUGAUCAACAUUAUGGACGACCAGCGUACCAUUCUCGAUGGCGCCAUGCUGCGCCAGGCAGUGAAGAAGAUUCGCUUCCUUACUAUGACGGCGCAGCAGUUUGCCGAAGGACCGGCACGCUCCAAGCUACUCCAGCAACACGAAGCCCUUGCCAUCCUUAUCAAGAUCUCCAGCCCCACGCUCAAUGACUGCCACAUGCCCGAGGGCUUCUGCGUCUCGCGCAGCACCCGCACUUUCUCUAGGCGUUACCAUCCUUGGCGUACAGGUGCCCACGCGAGGUGCUGUACGCCCACAUCCAGGACACAUCGCUGCUAGACAUCACCUUCGACCGGCCAGUGUACAUCUACCGCAACCAGAUCAGGACCACAACCGCCACCUGGUGGACUGAAUCGGUAGCAAUACCCUAGGCCUAAUGGAUUUAUGUAUUUUCGAUGUGAUAGAUUUAGGUUGGAAAUCGAUGGAUCUGCAAGCUGAACUUUGGCAGAAAGUCAGCCUCUUCCGCAAUCUUUUGUACAUCGAAUCGUAUUAAUCAUAUCACCAUAAAAUAUAGCCACUAAAUUAUAAUUUUGCAUUCUAGUAUAAAUUUAUAGGUUUUUAGAUCCCUAACGAUUUCCCCCAAUUGCCGUAAUUAUCACCCACCGUUUCCCCUGAAUUCUGAACUUGGUCUUGUCAGUCAACUUGUUUAAAGAUCGUGCUGGAAGCCACGAUCUUAGUGACAACUUGAAAGUGUCGGGCGGAACGUGCCCAACAAUUAGCUCACGAACUUAAGUAUAUCAAAUCUGAAAAUGACUUUUGGGGAUCAGGCAAACCGUGUACCAUAAAUGUGAGUGCAUACAUUUAAGUGGAUAACGCCGGGCAUUAGAUAAUUGUACUUUUAACAGCUUUUACUCCAGCAAGAUCUAAAAGGCGAAAAGCGACCGAGGUCGCAGGUCACGCCCCCUGACCCUGUACUCACUUCACUUAUGACCCGACACGCCUCCCGCUCGGCCUUUUCAUUUGCGUUAUACUUUUGUUUUCCAAAGUCAAUGAACUGGUGCUCUAAGACUUUACGUAAUUUGUGGGCAGCACGUUCGUAAAUUGUUUAUGUCUGCUUCAAUUCUACCACAUGUUCGCCCGGUACUUGCUCUUUGUUGUAUUUUCUUUUUAUUAUUUUUAGACAUUUUACCGAGGCAUAAUGCACUCCCGAUCAGCGAUAAGAUUGAACUGGCCUCUGAUGUGAUCUCGGGUGAACGGUUCCUCGGAUUACUCUUCGAAUCCCAGGUGCAAUUAGCCGCAAUCUGUGGAAAUAAUCGUUUGUCAAUCAUCUUCGCAGGCACCGGCUAUGGCGAUCCCUGUAAUUAUGAGUAAUGGAUAUUCUUUGUGUGGCAAAGAGUUCGCUUCGCAUUUUCGUCUCUGUCUUUUUAUUCGAGAUCCAUGCGAGGCCGACAUUGCCAGCAGAUGAGUCACUUUUCGAGCUGGCUUGCCAGAUAUGCGAUCUACUGGACCGGGUUGGCAAAUCCUACAGUUAGGUUCAUGAUUUUAGUGCUCUUGGCAGGAAAAUAUGUUUCCUUAAGACCAAGAAUAUUGAGCAAAAUUAAAGCUGAAAAUUCUUUCAGAAAAUUAAGAAUAUUAGGUUUAACUACAAGAAAGGCUUCCUUCAAAGAGUAUAGUUCUAUACUCUUUGGUAUCAGUUACCUACGAAAUUUAAAGAUUAAUUGCAUAAGCCAUUGUUUAGCUCGGAGCUUUGGAGCCCUAUAACUAAGCUUUAAUUUUUU
This is a messenger RNA of Drosophila kikkawai, 5873 nucleotides long. NCBI's taxonomy places the organism in Eukaryota, Metazoa, Arthropoda, Insecta, Diptera, Drosophilidae. The record is from RefSeq and is a predicted model, not a curated record.